UUGCUUCUUAUACAGUUCGCUUAUAAUAGCGUAGAUAUAAGCAUAAUAAAGAAAUCACUAUUCUUCAUACUCUAUAAAUAUAAUCCAACAGCUUACUACAAAGUAUUGCUGGGAGUAGAUGCAGAAGCUGCGGAUAAAAGAGUUAAGAAGAUUAAGAAAGUUCAGAAGGAAUUCCGAUCAGAAUUACAAUUCUAUAUAAACUCUAAAAGGAUUGAGAAACUAAUUCUACAGAAGGAAGAUAAGAUUUAUCUACUUCGAAAAAAUAUCAAAAUAACAAGAUCUAGCAAUAAACUCGAUUAUAAGAAGUUAGAACUAUUCAAAAUCUUAUAA
Molecule: messenger RNA, 330 nt
Organism: Cryphonectria parasitica EP155
Lineage: Eukaryota; Fungi; Ascomycota; Sordariomycetes; Diaporthales; Cryphonectriaceae
Exons: 2
Source: RefSeq, a predicted model, not a curated record